This is a messenger RNA of Cladocopium goreaui, 312 nucleotides long. The record is from the annotation of a GenBank genome assembly. NCBI's taxonomy places the organism in Eukaryota, Dinophyceae, Suessiales, Symbiodiniaceae.
AUGAUAUGUUCCAAAGACGUCAGGCAUUUGGAAGCCAAUCGCCUGAACAUCGAGGGCAUCCACUUGGAUCGCAAGUACCGUUGGGACGAGGCGCUUCCCGGAUUCGAUGGAGCUAGCGCAGCAGCUGUUUUCCGCAAGGCCAUGACAGUGAUGCCUCACUUCGACCCACGCACGGCCAACAAUUUGGCCAGUGUAAUCUACAAGAAUGCCACGUAUCGUUCCUCCGGUUGGACUGAGGCCUCGCCCUUCUACCGCGAGGCGCAGAAGUUGUUGCAACGCGCCUUGAAACUGCUGCCAGGCCCAUCUGUAUAA